UCAAUAUUUGGCGAUUUUUGUCUUUACGUCAGAACUGGUCUUGAAUGGCUACGCGAUGCACGACUGGAAUCAAUCUCAAGUCGAAGGCUGUUAAACAGGUAAACUGUGAAAGAAAUGGCGUCCCUGUGUGGCAAAGUGAUCAUUCUGACAGGGGCUGCAGGGGUCAUCGGGUCAAAGACAGCAACAUAUCUCGCCAAGUUCAAGCCCCGUCUGGUGCUGGCGGGUCGUAACAGCACAGGGUUGGAACACACGUACCGGGCGUGUAAAGAGCGAGGACUGAAGCGCGAUGAGUUGAUGCCAAUGGAAACGGACCUGAAGAGGGACUGCGAUCUCGAGAACCUGGUGUCCGCCACACUCAAGAAGUUCGGACAGAUCGACGUCUUGAUCAACAAUGCAGGUGUUGCUGCUUUCAAAACGUUGUGCCACACCGACAUCUCAGAGUUUGACUACAUGAUGGCCAUCAACGUGCGGGCGCCAUUGCUCCUGACCAAGAUAUGUGCUCCGCACCUCAUCGCUUCCAAAGGUUGUGUCAUCAAUGUUUCAAGUGUACUGGGGCAGAUUGGGAUGCCUCACUGUUUAGGCUACUCCAUGUCCAAGGCCUGUCUUGACCAUUUCUCAAGGACAGUGGCCGCAGAUCUUGCGCAGAGAGGCGUUCGGGUCAAUACCAUCAGCCCUGGCUUCAUGAGAACAAACAUCGGCUUGAAACAAGGCAUAGACAGGCAAAAUUAUGAAGAGUACAUGGCGAUCCAGGCUGCGAUGACACCUCUCGGGAGAUACGCUGAAGCCCGCGACAUCGCCAGAAUGAUUGCUUUCCUCGCCUCGGACGACGCCGCCUUCAUCACCGGGGAGAUCAUCCGCGUGGACGGUGGGAGAGGAGUCUCCGCCCCAAUCCUAAAGACAUACGAGGUGUUCGACGAGCCCGGCCUGUAGCGUCUAGCACUGAAAGAAAAAUUCUACCAAACCACCCCGUCCCUCUUUUAUAUUUACCCACAACCUCAUUUAAAUCUUCGAAAUCUCUGUUUCAUUGGUAUGUUCGUAGCUCUUUUUAAAAAACAAAGCCAGCAAAUAGUUACAUCGGACAUGCUCCUUGCAUUGUUGUUCGUCGGUGACGAUGAGGAAAAUCCAAAGUAAAGUAAAACAUAGAUAAAAAAAAUAAACAAACGAAAAAGGAGAGGGAGAGGGGUUUUAGAUGUUUUUUUCUUCUCGCCAUCUAACCUUCCACAGUUCUGGGAAUGAGUCAUUGUGUCCGGCAGAUUGUUUUGUCUGACGAAACGUUGUGCUAUUAUGUCGAAGCAGUUACUUUUUAUUCCAUCAUGCACAACAUGUUCUACAAUAGAAGCCGAAUAAUGACAUAACCACGAGGCUGAGCAAAAGCUGUUUCUUCUAAAUAAACAUUGGUGAUAGCACUC
Messenger RNA from Pomacea canaliculata, 1409 nucleotides. RefSeq lists its product as uncharacterized. The record is from RefSeq and is a predicted model, not a curated record. The coding region runs from base 115 to 930 and encodes 271 amino acids. The transcript has 10 exons. Lineage: Eukaryota; Metazoa; Mollusca; Gastropoda; Architaenioglossa; Ampullariidae.